Macroventuria anomochaeta is the source of this 594-nucleotide messenger RNA. RefSeq lists its product as uncharacterized. The transcript has a single exon. The record is from RefSeq and is a predicted model, not a curated record. Lineage: Eukaryota; Fungi; Ascomycota; Dothideomycetes; Pleosporales; Didymellaceae. Bases 1 to 594 code for a protein of 197 amino acids.
AUGCGGUUGGAGCUUUACUUUCUCAGGCGCCAUACAGUAGUGCAUCGGCGUUAUUGCAACAUACUGGAAUUUCUCGAGCACGUCAAACGAUGGCGCGCGCUACCCAAUCCUACCAAAGUUCUCGAUUACGAUGGAGGCAAGAUACCGUGGAAACAUAUCGUUGGCCGACUUGGGAAGUUCGAAGUCGACUUCAGAAAGCUCGAUGGGGGAUUGUACGAAGAGCUGAGGGCCUGCGAGAACUACAAUGACCUGACCGCCAAAUUGUUCGAGAUACAGCAGCUGCAGAAGAGCGGUGCGCUCGAAAAGCGCUUCAAGAAGUGGAAGGAACAGGGGGACAGAAUGCUUCACAACAAGCUGAAGGCCGAGACGUCGAGCAAAUUUACCGUUGGUCUCAACAACAAGCGGUUCUCUCACAAACAUCCUCUGGGUAUCGACGCAAAUGACCUAGAGGCAGAGAAAUUGACACAAGCCACCCAAAAUGUUGCGCCAAAGUCAAACGUGGCUUCGCAGGACCAGAAGCAGCUGGAGGAGCAGGCAGAGCCGAAGAAGAAGUGGGUCAGGGGUUGUUUGGAUACAGUCAAGCGGUGGUGUUAG